AUGGAGGGCUCUGGAGGACACCGCGCUCACCGAAAAGGGCCCGCUAACUAUAACAAUAGCCGCCUUGCUAACAUUCUGCCUCCAACGCAUCUGGUUCCCUUACCACCAGCUCCCGCCGCACGGGGAAUCGCCUCGCUGGGGCGUGACCAGCCACAUCAGACGCGCUUAGCUACUUUUCAUUCGGCAGGCAAUCCGUCCGCAGUUCCCAGUAUGUCAUACAGCUCCCAGGAAAGCACAUUUAGGAGGGGAAGACAUCAGUACGCGAGGCUGAGCGAUGGGCUGGAUGUUACGCCCGGCCUGUGGGGUUCAAGCCAAGUGGCUGCGGGACUACACGACCUGGGUAGGACUGCUCACAGCUACCAUGGCACAUCACGGCAUCAUGCAAGCCACGUAGAAGCCCAUAGGAUGGAUGACGCGCGUGGAGGCAACACAUUCGCUUCACAUGGCAUAGAACAUAGGGGAAUGCAGCUGUCCGGAGAGAGGAACCCAGGCACAUCGACCAGGUUGGCCAUGCCUCGUCAUAGCAGCCAUUCGGUAAGCUCUGCAGGAAAUGCUGCUGUCGGAUACCCUAGGGAUGAGUCAGUUAGCAGUGUGCCAAUACUACCUGCUGCCGAAGCGUUGAUGGAGGGUUCAGCACAGGGGAGCUCCAGCAGAUCUUCCUCUAGGCAAUCUCUACGUAACCAGACGGGUGAUGGGUAUAGGUCAUUGAGGACUGGUCAACCCUAUGUUUCUGCUUCGCAGAGAACCCGCGGUCCAUCGUUAGGUGCUCAUGGAGAGCCAGAAGGGUUAGCUGGGGGCCAAAGCGGUGAGCCACCGGUGAUUAUUGACGAGAGAUACACGUGGGAUAGUAUAACUGGAAGGCCCCACAGCCUGAGACCAAGUAUGCGGGAACCCGUGAACAACCAUGCGGAAGUCAGAACUGGCACAAGCUUCUUUGAUGGACUGUUUGGCGGAGCCUUGGCAGCUCGCCUCCACCGCAGUCUCGCUGCCGGUAUGGUCCGUUCGUUCCUCUCGUCAAUGUCGACUCCCGCUUCGGUCGCUUGGGGAGAUCCAUGGAGAGGAAUUCGUGGGCGCAGAGCCCAUUCUGGCGGUGAAGACCGCAGGCCCCACGUACGAAUCCUUCGGCACCAGCAUGCUUCAUUUGUGAUGUUCCCGGCAUUCGCGUCAGAUCGGCCACAGUUGGAUGCUCUAGAGCAAAACGUCGAGAGGCUCAUCGAGGAAGUUGAGCGAAGUAUAUAUCUAGAUGAUUUCGACGUUCGUGAUGGUCCUGUUAUGCUCAUUGUCUCAAGAGGAGGAGUUGUAAACGGUCAUGAAGCACGACCGCAAAUUUUCGCGGACUUGGAUGGGACUCAUGUGCCCUUGCAACAAGUUGUGGAGGCGCGAAGUCUGCGCGUAAACUUGGACCGACAUGCUAUCAAAUGGACGUACGGAGGAUCAGGGAAUGCUGUUGGCAGCAACAGCAAAACGGGCUCCGAGAGGGACCAGUGUACAAACAAUGCCGCACUUGCGCACAAGAAACGGACCUCACCCACACGAUGUACCACUAACGAGAAUGGCGCCAAGAGAGAAGAGGAGCCUGCGCAGGCACAUACGCAGAAUGGAAAGGAAUGCUGCAUCUGUUUGAGCGCUUUUGAGUUGGGCGAGGCGCUGAUUACCUUGCGAUGCCUCCACAUUUUCCACGAGCUCUGUUUAGAUAGGUGGAUCAAGACUAGUCAUAGUGUGAAGUGCCCACUAUGCUGUACAAAAAUUGCGGAGGCAGUUAGUGACUCCGGUGGCGAAUGA
Molecule: messenger RNA, 1782 nt
Organism: Eimeria necatrix
Lineage: Eukaryota; Apicomplexa; Conoidasida; Eucoccidiorida; Eimeriidae
Product: zinc finger (C3HC4 RING finger) protein, putative
Exons: 1
Coding region: 1-1782 (593 amino acids)
Biological process (GO): protein ubiquitination
Molecular function (GO): ubiquitin protein ligase activity
Source: RefSeq, a predicted model, not a curated record